Messenger RNA from Portunus trituberculatus (swimming crab), 763 nucleotides. Its product is annotated as cuticle protein AMP1A-like. Gene Ontology annotation, molecular function: structural constituent of chitin-based larval cuticle. Gene Ontology annotation, cellular component: chitin-based extracellular matrix. The transcript has 3 exons. The record is from RefSeq and is a predicted model, not a curated record. The coding region runs from base 60 to 491 and encodes 143 amino acids. NCBI's taxonomy places the organism in Eukaryota, Metazoa, Arthropoda, Malacostraca, Decapoda, Portunidae.
CAGAUAUAUAAGCAGGGCCGGUGUUGACCAGAGCAGCACUCGACGCCCAACUCCUCAACAUGAAGCUUGUGAUCAUCGCCGCCCUCGUCGCCGUGGCCUUCGCCGCCCCUGACAGAACCUAUGCCACCCCUGACUCCGGAUCCAGCGAGGAGGCAGAGAUCCUGCAGCACGACUUUGUUCUUGAGGAUGACGGCAGGUACAACCUGGACGUGAAGACCAGCAACGGUAUCUCUAUCUCCCAACAUGGUAGUCCAGACGGCCCCGAGGGCGCCGUGGUCAAGAGCGGAGUGGUCUCCUACACCGCCCCUGACGGCACCCCCGUUGAGGUGAAGUUCGUCGCCAACGAGAACGGCUACCAGCCCGAGUCUGACCUGCUGCCCGUGGCCCCAGAGUUCCCCCACCCAAUCCCCGAUUUCGUGUUGGAACAGAUCGCUUUUGCUGCCGAGGAGGACCGCAACCGCUCUCCCGAGGACAGAUACACCUAUGCCUAAACACUUUCCAUCCUCUGGACGUCACAGGCCGAGUAAAGCUGCCCCUGAACUGACCACAGGAAACAUGUAAGACCAUGAAGAGUGACACCCAUCAGACAAACUGUGACUGUUUCCGUUGAUGUUCUGCGGGAGUCUUGUCGCUCUGGACGCAGUGCUGCGUCACGGGUGUUGUUUGUAUAAAUGCGUUUUAUUUAUUUAUAUCUAGAAUAAAAUCAUACUGUAAAUUGAUUGUUUUUAACAAUAUAUCCCUCAAAAUAUAAUUGAGAAUCUGA